UCACAUUCAAAUGUGACGUAACACGAUUUGGUCCUCCUUUGCGCGAACAGUUGAUGCUGAGGCAGAGAGGGAUCUGCGCGCGGUCAAACCCAGCUCUGAUUUCCACUGCAUCCAAAGGUGUGUGACACUGUUGAGGUUGGAAGUGCAAUGGCGUCCUCUGGAGACAUUCAGGUUAAGGAACUGGACAAGCGUGCCUCAGGACAGGCUUUUGAAGUCAUCCUGAGUCCUACGGCUCCAGAUGCCAAAGGAGAAUUCCCACUUUCCACCCCCAAGAAGAAGGAGGUAUCUCUGGACGAGAUCCAGAAAAAACUGGAGGCGGCAGAGGAAAGACGCAAGAACCACGAGGCAGAGGUCCUGAAGCACUUAGCUGAGAAACGAGAGCAUGAGAAGGAAGUCCUUCAGAAAGCAAUGGAGGAGAACAACAACUUUAGCAAGAUGGCAGAGGAGAAACUAAACCAGAAAAUGGAAGCCAACAAAGAAAACCGCACAGCACGCAUGGCAGCUCUGAAUGAGAAAUUCAAAGAGAAGGACAAGAAGCUCGAAGAGGUACGAAAGAACAAAGAAACAAAAGAUGGGGCAGAGGGUGAAAACUAAGUUUCCGCUCUCAUUUUCCUUUUCAUUUAGGGUAUAGCAUUGUUUUUUUUUAAUGCAUCCAAAGAUUUCUUUUUUGUUCCAUUAAAUUGGCCAGUUUUCCGUGUUUGGAUCCAUGUACUUGCCACUUUUUUAUUAAGGGGUUUUGGGGAAAGCUGAUGCACAACAUUUGAUCAGUUUAUGUGUAUUCAGUUCUGUCUUUCAUCAUCCCCACUAACCUGUAGAUUUGUCCAGUUGCAGCUCUAUAGCGUUUAAAAUGAGCAGUGUUUUACUGAUAGGGAAGCAUGCCUGUGUUAUGCAUAGGUCUAUUAUAUACUUGGUAUACUGCAUUGUGCAAGUCCACCUGUUCCCUUGUAUGUCAGUACUGCCAUCCUAUGAGCUUAAUAAAGUUGCACAGUUGUUUGUUAUUGUA
Cyprinus carpio (common carp) is the source of this 1003-nucleotide messenger RNA. RefSeq names its product stathmin-like. The record is from RefSeq and is a predicted model, not a curated record. NCBI's taxonomy places the organism in Eukaryota, Metazoa, Chordata, Actinopteri, Cypriniformes, Cyprinidae. Gene Ontology annotation, cellular component: cytoplasm; neuron projection. Gene Ontology annotation, molecular function: tubulin binding. Gene Ontology annotation, biological process: neuron projection development; regulation of microtubule polymerization or depolymerization; microtubule depolymerization.